AUGGGCAGACGACCCCGAAGCCCCAGCGCCGGCCACGCACCCUGGUGGGGACCGCAGCCCGGAGGACCCGGCCCUGCCAAGCGCCCCCGACUGGAGAAGGAACCCGUCCUCGAGCUCAGCGCCGGGUCCAGCCUGGAAGACUCGGCGGGGACCCCAGCCGCGGACGUCCUCACCUCAGUCGUGGUCCUGGCCGCCGGCUGUGCCUUGCAAGUGCCCCUGGACGACGUCGACCUGGUGCUGGAGCCCGAGCCAACCUCAGUCCUGCAAGUAUCCUUCGAAGGGCACACCCUCAUCCUGGUCCCCGAGGUCCUCCUAGGCUUGGUCAAAGAAUGCUCGGGAGGCCAGGGCGACUCGUCCGUGGGCCUGGAACCCGGCGUUUUCGUGGGCGCUCCUGGGGAGGAAAUCGUCCUCGAGCAGCCAUUCUUCCUCACAUCUGUCUCAGAGAUCGCCGCCCAAAAGGGGGCCUUCCACGAGGACACGGAGCCCUACGUCCUGGAGCCCUGGAUGGAACCUCCAGCCGGCUCAGCCGCUGGGCUCCAGCCCUCCGCUAGAAAGGUGUCCAGCCCCUACCCCCUGGGCCCGGUCCCAGAACCCGCUCCUCUGGUCCUCAGCCCUAGUCCAGGGAGACGAUCCCCAAACCCCAUGUUCGACCUGGAAUUCCACCUUCUGGAGCCUUUCCCCAGCUCACCACUCCAACCUCUACCUCCUUCCCCAAAUCCAGGUUCCCACCACACACGCUCUGAGGGCGCUGUUCGCUCUCCCCGCCCUCCCUGUAAGGCCCGGAGAAGUUUGUUCCAGGAAUGA
Molecule: messenger RNA, 804 nt
Organism: Otolemur garnettii (small-eared galago)
Lineage: Eukaryota; Metazoa; Chordata; Mammalia; Primates; Galagidae
Product: proline-rich protein 23C-like
Exons: 1
Coding region: 1-804 (267 amino acids)
Source: RefSeq, a predicted model, not a curated record